CAAUAGCAAGGCGUUGUUUGGGUCCAUACCCCCAGGUCGUGCCAGACGUACACAUUAUUUCUACACGAACGUGUUACAGAGUCGAGCCUGUAUUCGCGCUUCACUAUGAGUAGCCACCAUUUUAAGUACGCAGAGCACGAGAACUUCUGUAGUGCCAUCAAGAAUGGAUUUCUGCCGACUGUACAGGAACACUUACGAAAACCGGGCUCUGAGGUGAAUAUGGUUAUAGACGCCGGCCGAAACGCUCUUCACCUAGCUGCAGAGGCCGGCCGGGAAAAUAUCCUGAGAUAUCUUUUGCAGCAUGGGGCAAAUCCACUGGUUGAAGACGACACAGGUGUCUCACCUCUUCUGAUCGCAAUCUGGCACGGCGACGUCACGUGCGUCAAGGUCCUUCUGGAAUUUGGAGCCGACCCGACAGGCAAGUCACCUGAUGACGAAACGUACGUAGAGUGCGCCAAGGAGAACCCCGAGAUUCAGGCCCUCAUAAAGAAGGCUAUCAAGGAAUGGAAGCGCAUAGUUACUCGUCCAACUGUGUUUGGGCAGAAGAAGUGAGUCCCAUAUGAAGCGCGUGUACAGAUGUAGGGAGAGUUGGCGAUCUCUAGAUGACUUGGGCAGAUCUUGAUGUACCUUAUGUCUUUAUGUUAUUUCUAGACAUUCUCGAUUUCAAUAAAGUAUACCAAAUAAUUAAACGAAAA
Messenger RNA from Nematostella vectensis (starlet sea anemone), 695 nucleotides. RefSeq names its product myotrophin. The coding region runs from base 106 to 552 and encodes 148 amino acids. Lineage: Eukaryota; Metazoa; Cnidaria; Anthozoa; Actiniaria; Edwardsiidae. The transcript is spliced from 6 exons. Gene Ontology annotation, biological process: regulation of barbed-end actin filament capping. Gene Ontology annotation, cellular component: cytoplasm; nucleus. Gene Ontology annotation, molecular function: protein binding. The record is from RefSeq and is a predicted model, not a curated record.